AUGGCGCCCGCGCCCGCCGUCGAGGCGCCGCAGGCCUUUCUGUGCCCCAUCACCCACGAGGCCAUGCGUGAUCCCGUGAUCGACAAGGACGGCAACAGCUACGAGCGCGAGGCGAUCGUCGCGUGGCUGGCAGUGCACGGCACCAGCCCCAUUACCCGGGCACCGAUGACGCUGGACGAUCUGCGGCCGAACCGCGCGCUGCUCGACCUGAUCAACCCGGACGCGGCCCCGGGCGUCACGGACCCGUCGGUGGUCACGCAGGCCGAGGCCGCGCAGGUUCUGUCGCCGGAGCGCGCUGCGGAGCUGCACGCAGCCGAGACCGCAGCCGUGGCGCUGUCCGCGGCGAAGGUGCCCGGCGAGGAGAGCGACGUGGUCGUCGUGACCGUGACGCCCCCCGCGGGCACCGUGCGCACCCCGGUGGACCUCGUGGCGGUCGUCGACGUCUCAGGCUCGAUGAGCGAUGCGGCGAGCAUGCCGGGCAGCGAGGAUGUCGGGCUGUCGAUUCUGGACAUCGUCAAGCACGCGCUGCGGACGAUACUGAGCUCGCUCGGGCCGAACGACCGCCUCGCGAUCGUGGCGUACAGCAGCAAGGCCACCGUGACGCUGCCGCUGACGUGCAUGACGGCUGACGGCCGGAAGAAGGCGCUCGACGCGACCACGUCGCUCGUGGCCAGCGGCGGGACGAACCUCUGGGACGGCCUGCGCACGGGCAUCGAUCUGCUCGCCGGCGUCGACGCCAACGGCCGCCCGCUCGCCCCGCCGCGCGCCAACGCCGCGGGGGGGGUGUUUCUGCUCACUGACGGGAUGCCCAACAUCGAGCCCCCGCGCGGACACAUCCCGAUGCUGCAGCGCCACCUCGCGACGGCCACGCGGAACGUCGUUGGCGAGACGUUCGGGUUUGGAUACAACCUGGACUCGCUGCUGCUGCGGGACAUCGCAAGAGAGAUGGGCGGGAGCUACUCGUUCAUCCCGGACGCGGGGAUGGUCGGCACCGUCUUCAUCCACGCGAUCGCGAAUUUCCUCUCCACGCUGGGAACCGAUGCGACCAUCACGGUGGACGGCGCGACGCCGCUGCACGCCAUCGCCGGCCCGGCGCCCGCGACGGGCAGCAAGGCGCUCGUCCCGCGGAUCCCGUACGGCCAGCCGCGGUCCCUUGCGUUCCGCAUGCCGGCGCCGUGGGCGCAGUCCGUUUCCGUCCAGCUUGAGUACGACGCAUGGCACGGCGCAAAGCGGCGCGUUUGCGUCCGCCAGGACCUCCGCGUGGACGCCAGCGACGAGGCCACGGCGCGCGCUGCACGCGAGGACGCGCGGUGCCGCGCAGCGGCGCUCAUCACGCGGCUCGCGAGCGCGAAAGCGGGGACCGCAGCGGCCUCCGACAGCCAGCUCUCGGCCGCGGCGCGCGAAGUGCAGAGCCUGGCGGAGCACAUGCGGACGCUCGGCAUGGCCGAGCUCGCGGACGACCUCGGCGGGCAGGUCGCGAUGGCGUUCGAGGGGCAGUACUACUGGACGUGGGGGGGGCACUAUCUGCGGUCCAUUGCCUUCGCGCACGGCUACCAGCAGUGCAACAACUUCAAGGACCCCGGCGUGCAGGCGUACGGCGGGGAGCUCUUCCGGGCCCUGCGCGACGACACCGACGCGCUCUUCGACAAGCUGCCCCCGCCGGAGCCUUCGCGGACGCUGCACGAGGGCCGCGGGGGCGUGCGCUCGAUGGCCGUGUUCAACUCGAGCUCGAACCCGUGCUGGGCGGGGGACUGCCUCGUCGCUGUGCGCGGCGGCGUGAAGCGUGCGGAUGCGCUCCGGCGCGGCGACGUGCUCGCCAGCGGCGCGCGGGUGGCGUGCGUCGUGCGCACCGAGCUUCUCUCGCCGCCCCGCCUCGUGCGCCUGGGCGACGGCCUGCGCAUCACGGAGUGGCACCCGGUGGUCGACCCUUCCUCGGGCCGCUGGGCGUUCCCAGCGGAGAUCGGCGAGGCGCAGGAAGACGCGAGUUGCAGCGCCGUAUACAGUGUGCUUCUGGAUGGCGCUGGAGAGGUGGUUGUCGGGGGCGUGACGUGCGCAGCGCUGGCGCACGGCGCGGCCGAGUGCCCUGUGCGCGCCCACGCGUUCUUCGGGACGCAGCGCGUGCGGCGGGCGCUGGAGCAGCUGCCAGGGUGGCCGCAAGGAUCGGUGGCGCUGCGUGGGACGGUGCGGGACCCCGAGACGGGCCUCGUGGACGGGCUGCAGGCCGCGAGUGGCGAGGUCGCGUACGGCGCGGAGCCUGGCGGCGUUGCGGGGAGUCCGUGGCGGCUCUGUGUGUGGCAAUCGCGUGACGGCGCAGUGGAGAGCGGCGUGCUCGACGGGUGCGCCUGA
Molecule: messenger RNA, 2346 nt
Organism: Pedinophyceae sp. YPF-701
Lineage: Eukaryota; Viridiplantae; Chlorophyta; Pedinophyceae
Source: the annotation of a GenBank genome assembly